This is a messenger RNA of Macadamia integrifolia, 924 nucleotides long. RefSeq lists its product as uncharacterized. The coding region runs from base 1 to 924 and encodes 307 amino acids. The record is from RefSeq and is a predicted model, not a curated record. Gene Ontology annotation, molecular function: DNA binding. The transcript is spliced from 2 exons. NCBI's taxonomy places the organism in Eukaryota, Viridiplantae, Streptophyta, Magnoliopsida, Proteales, Proteaceae.
AUGGGAAGACAAAAAGAAAAGUUUUGGCAACAUGCUGAGCAACUUGAUAGUUCACAUUUCAAAUGCAAAUUUUGUGAAAAACAAGUUUAUGGAGGGGUCACUCGACUCAAGUAUCAUUUAGCUAAGGUUAGUGGUCAUGAUGUUGCCUCUUGUGAGAAAGUAUCAGAUGAUGUCCAAGCAGAAGCUCUUCUUGCUAUUAAUUCUGAAUCAAGUAGCAAAAAGCGGAAGAGUUGUACCAGUGGUGAGAGUAUAGUUGGUUCUUCUCCUUUAGCUAUAACUAGUCAAAGGCAGUCCACAAUGGAGGAAAUGAUCCCUAAGAUGGACAAAUCAACUUGGGAGAAAUCUCUUCGUGAUCUUUUUAUUAAAAAUAACAUUUCUUUCAAUGUUGUUCAAUCGGAUGCUUUCAUCAAUUUUGUGAAGUGCACAGCCCGUUAUGGUCCUAGUGUUCCUAUUCCAAGUUAUGAAACCCUUCGUGGAAGAAUAAUUCCUAAAGCAAGAAAGGACCUUGAAAAAUAUGUUGAAGAAGUAAAAUUUUCUUGGAAGCAAACUGGUUGUACAUUCAUGUCUGAUUCAUGGACUGACUUGAAGAAGCGGUCUUUUCUUAAUGUGAUUGCUUAUUCCCCAGGUGGUGCUCUCUUUUUGAAGUCAGAGGAGUGUUCUCAUGCUAAAUUGACUGCUUUUUAUAUAUUUGAUAUUCUUGAGAAAGAGAUUGAAAGUAUUGGCCCAAAUUUAGUGGUUCAGCUAAUUUCAGACAAUGCAUCCAAUUAUUCAAGUGCACUUGAUAUGCUUACUGGAAAGUAUCGUUGGUUGUUUAAGACUCGAUGUGCAGCCCAUGGUAUCAAUCUAAUGUUGAAAGAUAUCUAUGAAAAGGUUUUUUGGGUUCAAGAAAUUUUUGAUGAGUGGAAGAGAAGCUUAGACUCCUAG